AUGGCGUCGUCGUUCAUAUCGCAGGUGCGCUCUCCCCCCUCUCAACGAGUCACGCCGGUCACUCGUUCUCCCGCCAUCGCUCAUCAGCCACCUCCGCGGAACUCCCGCCCCUCUGCCACACUCCCCGCUGCCACACUCCCCGCUGCCACACUCCCCGCUGCCACACUCCCCGCUGCCACACUCCCCGCUGCCCCCCUCCCUCUGUCUGCCACCCCUUUGCCGCCCGCCCUGCGCGCAGGUGCUGCUGCGCGUGCUGCGCGCGUACAUCCGCGACGCCGACGGCGCGGCGGCGUCCGACCUGAGCGUGUCGUUGUCGGGCGGCUCCCUCACGCUCCGCAACUUCGAGCUCAACCUGCCAGUCCUCUCCCCUCGACCCUAUGUGUAUGGCACUGCCAGCGUGCCACACCCCCGUAUACCCCCCUCUCUGCUCCACGCACCGCCCUCUUAAUGCAAUGCGGCGAACACCAUCCCAUCACGCACGACAACCCGCCACCCCGCCCCUCCCCAUCCUGCCCUCCCUCCACUUCCCUCCCCCACGCUCACCCCCCACCAGUCCCCCCGCACGUGCGCGUGGCGGUGCGGCGCGCGUGGGUGGGCGAGCUGCGCGUGACCAUCCCCUGGGCCGCGCUGGGCUCGCAGCCCGUGGCACUGGCGCUGCACGGCGUGCGCCUGUACGUGGAGGCAAUGGAGGGGGCGGAGGGGGAUGACGGGCAGGGGACGGGCUGGGAGGAGAGGGUGAGGAGUGGGGGGAGUUGCGGUGGCAAGGGGGGCGAGGAGGGUGCAAGGGAAAUUUGGGGGGGCGGUGGAUGGCAGCAGGGGAUGGGGCCAAAAGAGGGUGAGCGGGGCGGUGGUGGGGGCGAGAGGGGGGGCGAUGGAGGAGGGAACGAGGAGGAGGGCGGUGGUGGCAGCGACAGCGACUCAGACUCACACUCGUCGCAGGGCAGCAGCAGCAGCAGCGGGGCGGGGCAUGCGAGGGAGGAGCUGGCGGAGCUGCUGGCGCUGGGGGGGCUGCGGGCGUUCCUGCACCACACCGUGCUCAACGCGAGUGUGACUGUAACGGACGUGCUCCUGCAGUACUCCACGCCCUCUGCUGUGCUGUCGCUGCGCUGCGAUAAGCUCCUCCUCCACUCCACUGCACCUGACUGGACCCCUGCCUUUGUGCCACCAGAGGAAGGCGUGAGGAAGGUUCUGGAGGUUACUGGCCUGUCUGUGGAUGUCGCAAGUACAUCCCGCCAAUCACACAACGCCACGUGUCAGGCCAGCCAAGGAUACGAGGCAGGUGUGCACUUUGACGUGGCAGCCACUGAUUGGUCCGUGGCUGCGAUGCUGGAGGGCGCCGAGCUGUCUCUUGUGAACAGCGUGGGCGGCGGCAAGGAUGGCAGUGGCGGCGGCAAGGAUGGCAGUGGCGGCGGCAAGGAUGGCAGUGGCGGCGGCAAGGAUGGCAGUGGCGGCGGCAAGGAUGGCAGUGGCGGCGGCAAGGAUGGCAGUGGCGGCGGCAAGGAUGGCAGUGGCGGCGCAUCUGUGUGCUCCAACAGCGAGGCCCUCCACCUCAGCGCAGAGGAAUGGCACGACGCAGCCGCGCUGCCAAGCCUGGAUGCGGGCGUUGCCAGCCCAGCCUGCCAUUCGAAGCUGGAGUGCAGGCUCGGGGCCGUGCUGGUGGAGGCGGAGGGGCGGGGCAGGGCGGUGCAGGCAGCGAGUGCAAAGGUGGGCGCCGUGGCACUGGCUGUGGCAGUUCCAGGGAGCUGCACUUCAGCUGCCGCUUCAGGUGCCGAGGUCAACACAGCUGAUUCCUCAGGUGGUUCAGAUCCUAGCGCAGCAGCGGAGCCGUCUUCUCUCCGUCCUUUUCUCCGCCUGCACACGCGGCAGCUGGCAGGCGAGGCAGGAGUGGCAGCAGUGGGGGGCCGAGGGGAGGGCGCGGUGGGGUCGUAUGGGAGCCUGCAGGCGCCGCUGCUGCACUCGCUCGCCCCAUUGGGUGCCGUGCUGCCCGCUCACGCAGCAGCAGGGGGAGAGCGACACACCGGUGCUGGCGGGGAGGGAAGAACAGGGGCAGCAGGGGGUAGUGCGGGUCGAGGAGGGAAGGAAGAUGAGGAGGGGUGGAGUGUGGAGGGGGUGUGGUGGCGCGGGGUGCGAGUGGCAGAGGCGUUUGAAGCCUCGCAGGCUGCCGGGCCGCUGGGGCUCACUGCUGACGUCAGCCUCUCCCUGCACGUGGGCCUCGUGGCAAUCUCCUAUUGGCCGGGCAUGGCCAGCACUGUGCUGCGGUGGUGGCAGGACGUGCACGCAUGCCGUGGUGGUGGAGGGGCGGAUGGGGGAGGGGCAGCGCAAGGGGCUGUGCGAGGGGAGGAACGGGUGGGCCAAUACGAGCCCAGCGCCCUGCCCACUGCCUCCUCACCGCGGUUGCCUGGCCCCCCUACAUCGUCCCCUGGCAGUGGUGGGUGGUUGCAGCGCGUGGCGCGUGUGAGCAGCGCCGAGGUGGGUGUGGACGGCGUGUCUGUGCGUGUGGCUGGCGGCCGUGGUGGGGGCAAGUGCAACAGCUGGGAGCAGAUGCAGACGAGAUGGGUGGGGGAGGAUGGCAGGGCGUGCGACGGCAGCAGGGCGCGGGUGACAGUGACGCUGCACGCACACAUGCACUGGCUGGACAACGCCCAGCUCUGCUCCACCACUCUGCUGCACCCAGCCUCUCUCCGUGUCGACUGCACGUGGGCCGAUGCUGCUGCCCCCUCGCCACACCCAUCCCUGCCACCAGCAGCACCGGCAGCACCACCAGGGCAGGCAGGAGUGGCAGCAGCAGCGCCCUCAACUGGAUUGCCAGCAGUGCCAGUCACGCUGCCACACGGGCCCGAAUGGGGUGCAAGUGGGGCGACACACCGUAAUGCCUAUGUAUUGGGAGAGGGGGGCGAGGGUGCGGUGGAGGCCAGCCUGGAUGCAUUCUCUCUGCAUGUCUCCCGCACGCAGGCCGCUGCGCUGCUCGCCAUGGCUGCUGCUGCCCUCAGAGACGCGAGCUGCAGUGCAGGUCGCGUCGCUGCCGCCACGCCUUCAACAGCAGAGCCACACGGCACAACGGCAGGGUUAACUGCAAGAGAGCAGGCAGGUGCCGCCAUGCCAGCCGUGCCAGCAAGCAAGCUGCAGGGCGUGGCCAAGCACGCACGUGUGCUGGAGGCUGCUGCUGAUGUCGUGUCGACCUGGAGCCACGUGGCAUCCUCAUCCUCAACACCAUCAUCGUCAGCAGCAGCAACAGAGCCCCCCAACGACUCCCCCUGGUGCGGCCAGCACGUGCAGCAGCAGGUGGGGGCGUUCUGCCAUGUGCGGGUGAGCCGCUUGGCGCUGGCAGGGGGGUGGAGCAGCAGCCGCUCACAGCCCGCCAGCCCCACACAGCGAGAGGCGUGGCUGCCGCAUGCGGUGGUGGCGGAGGUGCGAGGGCAGGCGCUUGGACGGCACACGUCACUCACACUGUCCGUUGAGUCGUUAUCGGUGGAGGCACUGCAUGCACUUAGGCAGAAAUCGCCACUGUGGAAGCACGUCACGACGGCUAAGGGACCAGGCGGCACUCUAACUGCGAAGUGCGUGCACUGCAACAAAUCCGUGACUGCUAACGCAACACGCAUAGGGGAGCACAUUUAUGGGACGCCGGAGGACAAGGAGAAGAAUGUGACGCCGUGCGACCACGAAGUCGCCAUCAAACUUCGAGCGGAAGCAGCAGCAGCUAAUGAGCGUGACGGAAGCGCCACUCUGUCAACCCUUGGCUCCACUUCAACCCUAGACGUCGAACCCACUUGGCGCGCACGGCAGCGGGACAUCCGCGACAUGGUGGAUGGCGCUCGACUGGACCAUUUAUGGGCUGCUGCAGUGGCUGAUAACGACUGGGCGUUCCACACGUCCAGGUCUCCAGCCGUGCAGAACUUCGCGGAUGCGGCUGUUGCCUUCGGGAAACAGUACACCCUCCCAUCCCCCUUCAGGGUUUCGGGUGUGCUGCUUCAAAAACUGGUAGCGGAUACCGCGGACAUUGUACGGCCCCUGAAGGAGAGUUGGAAGACUACUGGCUGCACCCUCUCCGUGGAUGGCUGGACCUGCAUGAAGAGUCGUGGGCUCGUGUGUGUCAUGGCCCACAAUGACACGGCGCCUGUCAUCGUGAAGACCGUGGACUCCAAGACCGCGAAGAAGACGGGGGAAUACUUGGCCGGUCUCAUCCAGCGCGCGAUCUGUGAUGUUGGAGACUCGAACGUGGUCCAGGUGGUCAUGGACAACGCCUGCAACAACCGGAGGGCGGCUGACAUUCUCCGUGACGGUUUUCCAGCAAUUUUCUUCAACAACUGUGCGGCGCACGUCCUGGAUCUGAUGCUCCACGACAUCGGGAAGGUCCGUGCUGUGCGGCGGGUGCUCAACCAGGUGCACAGGGUGGUUAUGAUCGUCAAGGGAAGCGCGUCUGCCGUCGUGCUCUUCGAGGAGUUGUUUAGCACAUUGUCCUUGGUGCGGCCCGGUGCAACACGCUUCGGCACGCAGGUUAUCAUGCUUACCCGCUUCCUGGAAGUGAAGAAAGCGCUCAAGGAGAUGGUGAUUAGUGAGGAGUGGGAGUCGGUGGCGGUGGCACGGUCUGAGGAGGGGCGAGCUGUCCGCCUGCUCCUCUUGGAUGAGGUCUUUUGGGACUGCGCGACAGCGGUCCUCCGCCUCAUGACACCCGUGUACGAAGUGCUGCGGGUGGUUGACACCCGUGCUCUAGUCAUGGGCCAGAUCUAUGGCCUCAUGCUAGAUGCCACGGUGAAGACAAACAUUGCGGCAGAGGCGGCAGCCAAAAUGAUGCUGAAACGCACAGCUCUCUUGCCGGCCAAAGACAAGCCGGCCUUUCUUGCCGCCAUCAAGGCUAUUAUAGCCAGGAGGUGGGACGUCCAGCUCCACAAUCCACUCCAUGCUAUGGGGUGGCUUCUAAACCCGCGCAAUCAGUACGGCAGAGAGGUGAAGAACGAUCCCGAGGUAAGGCGUGGGGCGGAAGCCGUGAUCCAGGCACGGUCCGAUGAUGCCCGUUGGGCAGCGCAGGUGCUGGUGGCGAGUGGGCGCUUGACGGAGGCAGAGUGGUGGCUGAUGUAUGGGGGGGAAUUGCAAGCGCUCAUGGGGAUGGCUGUGACGGUGCUGUCACAGCCAGUCACGUCUUCUGAGGUCGAACGCUACUGGUCCGCCAUUGCACGGGUGCAGAGGCGGGACCGUAACCGCCUCAGCGCCAAAAAGAUGAUGGACGUGACUGAGGUGGCGUUCGCCAGGAGGGCCAGGGAUGCUUUCGAUAGGAAAUCACGGGAGAGGGAGAAGCUUUAUGCCGAUCUGGCCAACGGCACCCUCAAGCAAGGGAGUGCCCCGUCACCCCCUGCCUCAGCAGCCGUAUCCGCGUGCCUGCACUCGUCCAUGCGCCCACGCCCACCCGUGCGCCCUGCGGAGCGACCACCAGCUACUCACGCUGCUGCGCCGCAGCACGCCCGCCCAGGCACCAGCGCUGCUGCAAGUGGUGCUGACAUCACACUGCACCUGGGUGACGUCAUGCUGGUGGUGUGGGCCGACCCACUUGUGCACUUGCACGCGCUGCUGGCUGCUGCCACUGCGGGUGGCAGCAGCGCUGGGGAAGAGCCCCCUGUGGUGCGUGUGCAGCGUGUGUGGGUGGACCUGGGCACGGCGUGCCUGCCCUGCUCGCCUGCCCCCACGCCCCUUGCCGCGGUGGACGGGAGUGAAGGCGCUGCAGGGAGCACACAGGCGGACACGUGGCUGCGUGCGAUUGGCUCAGAGGGCCUGGGUGCGCUGGUGCAGGUGGAGGGAGUGACGGUGGGGGGGGGAAAGGCAGGGCCGUUCGAGCAGGCGGUGCAGCAGGCAGGGCAGCAGCAGCAGCAGCAGCAGCAGCAGCAGCAGCAGCAGCAGCAGCAAUGCGGGCAUGAGCAGGGGCAGAAGUGCGAGUGCAGUGAGCACAUGGAUGGGCCAGGCGAUGACAGUCAGGCUCUUGCUCUUGACCUGCUGGUGGAGCGGGUGGGCGUCACUGUGUCACGCCACCAGGUCGACACCGUGCUGCUGCUGCGCCGCCAUCUCACCACGGCGCUGCUCCCUCUGCUGCGCCCACCUGCCACCACUGCUGUCGUCACGCAGCAAUGCACGCAGGGCAGGCAGGGAAGCAUGGGUAAAGGCAACAGCAGCGGUGUCAGCAAGUAUGGCAGUGGUGCCAGCGGUGCAGUGACACGUGUCAGCAUGCGGGUGGUAGAGUGCACAGCGGCCGUGCCCCUGUGGGCGGCAGCAGCCAGUCCCCCGGCAGUCAGCAGCGCCUUCCAUGGCGCCCACGCGGCCCUCCGUGCCUCCUCGCACCUCCACGCCACCAUUUCCGACUGCUACCUCUCUGCCUCUUCAGCCUCGCUCCUGCUGCUCACAAGCAAUUCGCGCCCUGGUUGUUCCUCUGCUGCAGCAGCAGCACCACCGGUGGUGCAUGGCAGGGUGGGGCGAGUGGCAGUGGAGGCGGUGAGGGCGGGCAGGCGCCAGGCAGGUGCGCGGGUGGGGGCGACAGGGCUUGCCCCCGCAAGGGUGGUGGAGCAGCGCUUCACUCUGCUCGCCCUGCCGCACACUGCCCUCUCGCCACCUUCUCCCCCCGCCCCUCACCACCCCUCCUACACUCCUCCACCCGACGACUCCCCUACAGCAGCACACCCGCCUAGCAUGCCCCCCAAGCAGCCCUCAGAGCCCCACAGCCCUCCUCACCCUACCAGCCCCCCUGCUGUUGCUGCUGCUGCAGCCAGCCGUGCCGGCAUGACGUGGAGAGUGGUGGAGGAGGAGAGGCCGUGUGGUGGCGGCACGGGGGGACUGGGAGGCAGGGCGCAGAGCGAGGCGGGGGAGGGCGGGGGGGAGCAGAGGGGGCGGGGGUGGGUGGAGGUGGAGGCGCAGCCCUUGAUGGUGGCGGCUGAUGCGCAGCUCGUGCAGGAGGUGACUGCCCGCCUGCUCUGCACGCUGCUCCCUCUGCUCUCUCUGCCUCUUCUCUCUCUUUCCUUUCGCUUCUGCCUUCACCAUUGGCCGCCCUUCAUUCUGCUCCCUGUUCUCACCUCCACCACACCUGCCACCGCCCACCGCCCACAGGUCGUCGCCUCGCUGUACGACGUCCUCCCUCGCCUGCGCGCCCCCCAGCCACCACCACAGCAAUCGUCUGCUCGGCACACAGGGAGAGACCCUGCUGCCUGCUCCUCCACCACCCACCAUUCGCCAGGCAUGCCCCCCGAACACGGCUCACACACGGCACAGCAGCAUCACGCUCAGCAGCACGCAGCCCCUGGGGGAAAGGGCAGUGCCGCACCGCCCAGAGGGUCGGUGCCGGUGGCACGGCUGUGGGGCGUGAAGGUGACGAGUGGAGGCGCGCUCAUCUCACUGCUCUCAGCCUUCGAAGCCUUUCAUGCAUCGCAAGGGUGUGAAGGGCCAUCCACCCCUGACACGCCCCGCGCCCACAAGCCGUGCGUAUCCUCCCCACCGGCCGCCUCUGUGUCGUCCCCCUCUGCGCUGUCCCGCCUGUCCCGCCUCUCCAUCUCCUCCCACUUCGUCGCUCACGAUGACCCGGAACCCCACCCACCGUGGCAGGGGGACGCGCAGCAGCAGGGCGAGCAGCAGGGCGAGCAGGAGGAGAAGGAGGGUGUGCAGGGAGGAGCAGGGGUUUCGGUGGAGUUAGAGAGGUGCACGCUCACCCUCUCCCUCGUGCCGUCACUGCAUGACAUCCGCCGAUUCGCAGGCACCCACGAUGCCUCCUGCCCAGGCCGCAUCAUCCCCCCCCACAUGCCACCCACCACCCACUCCCCCUCCUUCUCCCCUUCACACCCCUCUUCGCACUGCCCCCUGCCGCCCUUCCUCAUCCCCACCAUCGACCUGCAGUCGGCCCACACUGUUGUGCGUCUGCUCAGCACCGACCUACUCUCCAGCCCCACGCUGCUCACCCAUGCCCACACCACCGCACUGCACCUCACAGCACUGGGCACGCCCUUCCCCCUGCGCCUCACCAUACACACGGACUUCGCCGCGCCCUGCCUGUGCCCCAAGGUGCUGCUGCCGCUGAUCCGCCUGGCCAGGUCGCUGCGGGGUGCGUGGACAGCAGCCAGGGCCGUGCGCCUGGCGCAUGUGCAGCCGGGCAGCCACGUGCCGGGUGGAGCGCCGAGUGACGACCUGCGCAGCGGGGCGUUUCAGUGCAGCCAGAGGGGGGGGAGGGUGCAGGGCGGGGUGGCGGGGUGGGAGGAGGUGGGGGCGGGGCAAGUGGUGUGGGGCGAGGGCGUUGCCAGCAGGGACAGGCCGCUCAGCAACAGCUGCUUAGGGGGAGGCUGGGUUGCAUGGCGGUAUGUGCAUGGCGGUAUGUGCAUGGCGGUAUGUGCAUGGCGGUAUGUGCAUGGCGGUAUGUGCAUGGCGGUAUGUGCAUGGUGGUAUGUGCAUGGCGGUAUGUGCAUGGCGGUAUGUGCAUGGCGGUAUGUGCAUGGCGGUAUGUGCAUGGCGGUAUGUGCAUGGCGGUAUGUGCAUGGCGGUAUGUGCAUGGCGGUAUGUGCAUGGUGCUACCCCUACCCCCGUGCAGUGCACCAGCUGGUCAUCACAGCGCCUCUCCUCGCCGGCCCUCUGGCCUGGCGCCUGCCCGCCGUGGCGCUGCGCCUCGCCCGCUUCGACCCCGUCCGCCGCGCCUUCCUCGACGCCCUGCCCCCCGUGCUCUGCCCGCCCUCCCCCUCGCCCUGCACGCUGCACACCGCUCACGCCACCUGCCCUGCGUGCCCCGCGUGGCCCCCCGUAGUGCUGGAGCCGGAGGGGGCGGAGGGGGAGGGCGAGGCGGAGCUGUGGCUGCUCUCGUGGUUCGUGCCGCUCAACCCCGCUGACGUCAUGCACCCCUUCACACCCGUGGGUCAGCACCACGCUCACACUGCCAUGCACGCUCCCACCGCACCCGCUGCUGAUGCCGCCUCCUCUGCGCUCCCAUGUGCCCCCUCUGCCUCGCUGACCGGGGCGCUCUCUCUGCUCUCCACUGUGUACGGCUCGCCCGCUGCCGCCACCAUCACUGCCGCCGCCACCGCUGCUGCCGCCUCAACCCACGCCCCUGCCACGCAGGGCACGCCACGUGCCUUCCCAGCCCUGUCCGCGGGCCCCAUGCUAAACGCCCCGCUGGACACGCACGUGCUGCCCGCCUCGCUGCUGCUCGCCCGUCUGCUCAUCAACCCCACCUGCGCCGGCCCCCACACGCGCCCGCGCCUGCCCUCGCCGCCCCUCGUGCCGUUCCUGCGCAUUGGGUUGGGCGUGCGGCUGGUGGAGGUGCGCGUGGUGGAGGACAUGGAUGCGGGCCAGGGGCGGAUGAGGGAGGCACUGGUGGUGGGCGGGGAGGGUGUGCGGGUGUGCGUGCACCUGUGGAGCACGCGCAUGUGGGCGGUGCAUGGUGCUGCCACCGUGUGCGCCGAUGCUGUUGAUGCCAACGACCUCUCUGAGCUGCCACUACUGGAGCCCCUCCCCCUGCGCGCCUCCCUCAACGUGGGCAGCAGUGGGAGUGGGGGCGAGGGGGGCGAGGGGGGCGAGGAGCACGGUGCGACGGUGCAUGUGAGGGCGGCGUCUCUGAGAGCGCUGCACCGCCUGCUGCUCGCAUGGACGGGGCGAGGAGGGCAGACAGGCACGGGGCAGAGCGAGGUGGGAGGAGGUGAGGGGGGGAUGGGGGAAGCAGGGAAGAGGAGGGAGGAAAGGGGUGAGGUUGAGCAGGAGGAGAUGAAGGGGCAUGGGAGGGUGCAAGAGAGUGAAGAGAAGGGGUUGGCUUCGGGUAGGUGCGAGGCGAAUGAGCGCAGUGCAGCAGAGGCAGGAGAAGGCGUGCAGAGUGGAAAUCAAGGAGGAGUGCAAUCACAGGCGCUCUCCUCUCCUCCCAUCCUCGCAUCCUCAUCCUCUCCUCUGUUCGGGUACACCUUGGAGAACCGAUGCCCUGUGUUGCUCCAGCUGGGCCAGCACGGCACCCAAGAGGCCAUCUCCCUGCCGGCCGGCUGCUCGCUAGGCUACAGCUGGCGCCGCCCACCCUCGCUUGUGCCGGGCGCCGUGUGCCAGCUGCGUGCGCGCAUUGGCCAAUGGGAGCGAAGGGGGCAGGGAGACGGUAUAGAGGUGGCAUGUAGGAGCGACGGAAGGGAUGGUGGAAGAGGGAAAGAAGGUACGGAGUGGGAGAGGAUGAGCGGGGAAGGGGGUAGAUGGGUCGUGGAACGAGGGGGAGAGCAGCAGGAGAUGCAUGUACGUGGAGCAGGUGAAAAAGAUGGCGUGGCAUGCUGCGAUUGGUCGGCGCCUUUUGAGGUGGACACAGGUGGGCGGCACUCGUUCCUCCUCGCUGUCCCUGUGCUCCCAGACGCCCACCUCGCUGCCUCCGUUUUUGUCACCAUCACUCCCAAACGUGGUUGCAUAGGGCAUGUGCUCUUCACACCGAAUGUGCUUAUAUCGAAUCAUACAGGACAGGGGUUGGCAGUGGAGAUGCGGGGCGUUGUGCUGCCAGUGGGGGGCAGCAGCAGCAGCAGAGGGGAGGGCGAAUCAUGCAGAGUGCAGGUGGAGGGGCGAGUGCAGGGUGGCAGGGGGCAUGUGUCACACGUGCUGGUGGCAGGGAGGAGGGGCGGUGACAGGGAGGGCUUGGGAGGGGAUGCACAUGUGAACGGGGGUAAGGAGUCAGAGGGAGUGGAGAUGCAGGGAGUGCAGGGAGGGGCGAUGGAGGCAGCAGAGGAGAGGGACGAGGUGCUGGCAGUACAGAGGGGCACGCGCGCUUGCAGGGCUGGCAGGGCUGGCAGGGCAGGCAGUGCACCUCUGCUGCUGCGCGUCCGCCUGGCAAGCGAGGGGCGCUGGUCCGCGCCCCUUGCUGUUGCCCCCCGCUACCUUGGCCUGCCGUCUGGGAGUGACGCGGGAAUAGGGCUUGGGGGGGCUACGGGUGGGAGAAGUGGGCGAGCGAUGGCAGCACCAUCGGAGAAGGCGGCAGUGGAAAAGGCGAGAGUGGCAGCAGCGGUGGAUGGCAGUGAUGGCUGCCCGCUCACAUUCCUGCUCACCGCUGAUGCCUGUGUUCCCGUCUACGGGCCGCCCUUCCCCCCGCCACCACACGGGCGAGAAAGUGUGUGGGUGCGCCUCAUUCCGCCCUCCUCCAUCCUCCCCCUCCCAGCUCCCUCUCCCUCCUCACUCCUCACCUCGCUUCCCUCCAGUGCCCCAGCGUCUCUGUAUGCGUGGGAGGGCCCCCUGUGUGUGCAGCUCUGGCCCACUGCCUUCCUCUGCAACGCCCUGCCACUGCCCCUCCGCGCACGCCUGCUGCCCCUGCUGCGCGCGCUCACUGCAAGCGGCAGCGAAGGCGGGCACCAGGAACGGAAGCCAGGGGGCUGUCAAGAGCAGCAGCGGGAGCAGCAGGAGCGCGAUGGAGAGGCAGAGGAGGUGGCAGUGGGGGCGGCGGAGGAGGUGGCAGUGGGGGCGGCGGAGGAGGUGGCAGUGGGGGCGGCGGAGGAGGUGGCAGUGGGGGCGGCGGAGGAGGUGGCAGUGGGGGCGGCGGAGGAGGUGGCAGUGGGGGCGGCGGAGGAGGUGGCAGUGGGGGCGGCGGAGGAGGUGGCAGUGGGGGCGGCGGAGGAGGUGGCAGUGGGGGCGGCGGAGGAGGUGGCUCUGGGCGGCGGCGUGUGGGGCGAGUGUGCCCUGACGCUGGCCCUGCCUCACAGCCCCCCUACCACUGCUGCACCCCACACGCCAAGCAGCCAUGGCAGCAGCAUGAAUGGCAGCUGGAGUGCUGCUGCCUUGCUCCACCCGCAUGCACAUCCUUCUGCUGCUGAAGCCUCCCUGUGGAGCGUGCCCCUCGCGCUCUCCCUUGCUGGGCCCCACCAGCAAACGGUCACUGUCGCUGCCAGCUGUCGGGGUGACAUCCCUGAUUGGUCUGCAGGGGGGGAGGAGGAAGAGGCGAGCAGUGCUGAUGUGGCGCGUUGUGAUUCGCUGAUCCCAGCUGUGGGGCAGCGGCGUGCUGUGUGGCUUCCACAGGCAGAUAGCGAGCGGCUCCUCUGUGUGCUGGCAGCAUCACACUAUCGCCCCUCUCACCACCCAUGUGCUUACGCUGCCGCACCUGCUGCUCUACCAGCCGAUGCGCCCCUGCCACCACCCCUACCCACGCUGCUGCUCUCGCUGCACGCGGUGGCAGUGGUGCACAACCACCUGCCCUUCCCCCUCGCCCUUGCUCUGCACGACGCCCCCUGCCCCGACCUCAUCAUCCCCCCCUCCCAAUCCCGCCCCUUCGCCUGGCCCGCCCUCUCCCACGCCCUCCUCUCCCCCUCCCGCUCCUCUGCGCCCUCCGCAUUCUUCCCGGCUUCCUCUGCUGCUGCCUCCUCUCGUUCCGCGCCGACUUCUGCAUCAGGCCCGGGUGCCAAGCCUAGGAGGCCGGCUCGGGGGUGGUCACGCCUGCUCCUCCCCGACCCCUCUGGCACCUGCCAUGCCGCCCUCCUCACCGCCUCCCUCCUGCCCUCCGCCGGCCAAUCAGAGGGCGCCACGUGGCAGCCACACCUGGUGGUGCACGUGGAUCCGCAGCCGCAGUGGCGCAUUGAGAACGGGACGGGCGUGUGUGUGGACGUCAGAGGGGUGGCGGAUGAGGCGGAGGCUUUCGUAGCGCGAGUGGGGGCGGGGAGGUCACUUGCCUUCCAUGCUGCCUCCCUGCCUCUCCGCGCCUCCUCUUCCGCUGCUGCCUCUGCUGCUGCUGCUGCCGACAAUGGUGGUGCUGCCGAUGCAAGGCGCGGCGAUUGGAGUGGCAGUGGGGCAAGCGAAGCAAGGCGUGAGGGGAGUGAGUGGAUGCAGGCGGGGGUGGUGGGGGGGAUGCCCAUUAAGAAGCGCAAGUGGCAUGGCCGCUCACAGCACCACCACAAGCACAGACAUGCGCAUGCACCAAGACCCGGUGCAUUGAAUCUGGACGAGGAGGCGGACGAUGCCCUCAUGGCCCACAUUCAGCGCGUCUCAGCCGAUGGGCGCGUGGCACAGGGGAGCACAGGCGCGCGAGCAGCAGCGGGGGGCAUCUGCGUGCGGGGAGAGGGGGCGCGGGAGUGGAGCGAGCCCAUCACAUUGGGGCGAGGGGAGGGAGCAGGCGAGGGCGAGGGGGAGCUGUUGCUGCACGUGCCGUGUGGUGGCAGCAGGGGGGCGGUGGAGGGCGGGGGGCACUCGGUGCUGCUGCACGUGUGUGUGUGGAGGGAGGGUGCCACCACGGUGUGCCGCAUCGCUCAUGCCGCCUCUCGCCCUUCCAGCCCCUUCGCUCUGUCCUUGCCUGCCUGCAGCAUACCCCCUGCCAUGGCGCCUCUGCCGCCUGCUGCUCUGCACGUGGGUGUGCAGCGAGAGCUCGGAUCCACCAAGGACAUGCGCCAUGACUCACCGCAGCAGCUGCACGGUGCCUUUGCUCCCAGCCACUUGCAAAAUGUGCACCCAACCACACAAACAUAUUCCCCAUCUCGCUCAUUCCACUCGCCCUCCUCACCACCUUCCCUUGCAUCCCCCAAUUCCCCCGCCUCCCCUUCCACCCCUCUCACUCCCCCCACGCCUCACCCCACCACCUACCUCCUCCUGCGGUCGCACACGCUCUGCCUCGCCCUGCCCUCCCUCCACCUCGUCCUCUGGGACGACCUGCGUCGCCAUGCCUCCGAGCCACACCUGCUUGGGAACAAGGCAAACGAUACCAUGCAGGUGCACAACCUGCUGCCUGGCGCGCUUCUGCCUCUCCUCCUCAACAUCCGCCCUUCCUCUCCCACCCUCACCACCACUGGCUCGCCAGCUGGUGGGAAGGGUGAGGCGGGAGGUAGAGGAGACAACGAGAGAGGAGGGGGCAGGCAAGUGUGGGGCGAAGAGGAGAAGCAGGUGGCAGCAGCAGGGCAUGGAGAGGAGAGGGGGAAGGAAGAGGUGCAGGCUGUACAGGUAGAAAUCGUGCUGUCACAGCACCCGUUGCAGCAGUUGAGAGGAGAAUGGAGCAUGAGAGAUGAGGGCAACUCUGGAGUGGAGCGGGUGAGCUAUGUGACAGGUGUGGAGGCGGUGUGUGUGAGCGUGGGGCACGUGGAGGCAUGCGCUGAUGACUGCCUGCUCUCCGCCCUCACCCACUACAUGCCCAUCGCCCUCGCCUUCAUGCAGAGCAGCAGCCAAUCAGAUGAUACCACGUGGCAGAUGCACAUGCAAGGAACAGACAGUGAUAGCCGACCAAGUGUGCAAGGCAGCACACAAGGCUCCCCAGCCAGGCGCCCUGUGCUGCCCUCUGCCGCGCUGCUCUCAUCAGACGCAGCUCUCAUCCGCCUGUUCGCCCUGCACCAUCUGCUCUCCGCUCCGCCCCACCGCCUGCCUGACAUCGCCCUCGCCACCACCCCCUCUAUCUUCCUCGGCCUUUGCCGCAUCUCCCCCCUCACUCUCUCCCUCACUCUCCGCAUUUCCUCCCCCCUCCCUCUCGACACCACCGCCACACCGCUUACGCUCGCACCACUCCACCUCCCGUCUCUCCUCUGCCCACGAGCUGCCCUGAUGCACGCCAUGCUAGCGCACUACAUAACGGAGGGGCUGCUGUGUGUGCCGCGCGUCAUCGCCUCGCACCACCUGCUGCUCAACCCGCUGGGCCUGCUCCACAGCGUGCGCGCGGCGUGCCGCGAUCUGCUGGUGCUGCCGGUGCAGGGCUCGCUGCACGCGGGGCCGCACGGGCUGCUGCUGGGCGUGGGGCGCGGGGGACUGGCAGCGUGGCGCCACGUGUCGCAGUGGACCGCCGCCUCGCUCUCCGCCUUCUCCUCCAGCGUUGGGAGGCUUGUGAGACGCGCGUACCUUGGAGAAAGGGGAGGUGGCAACAGGGGCUUGGUAGGCGAGGGGGAGCAUAGGAGCGGCAGUGGUGGUGCACAUGGGAACAGAAGAGGUGCAGCUGGUGGUAAUGGUCACCAUCGCGUGACAGGUGGUGAUGCUGCUACGGGCAGCAGUGGCGGAGGCAGAGGCGGUGGGGGAGUGCAUGGUGGCAUGGGGCUGGCUGUGGGGCACCACCGCCGCGUGCGGCUCACACUCUCAUUGGCGCACAGGCCUCGCCUUCCCCACCACUACCGCCACUGCCAUCGCCAUUCGCAGCACGAGCACGAGCAUGAGCAGGAGCACCUGACAGAAAGCAGUUAUCCAGGCACAGGCAGGUGGGGCCACAGCGAGAGUGGUGACAGAGAGCAGGAGAGGCGGCAGCACGGGCAGGCUGCAGCGCAGCAUACGACGGGGUCCACGGGGGCUGGUUCUGUUGGCCGUGCGACAGGCGCACAUGGCGCAGAGGCGGAGGGGGCAGCAGUGCCACUUGCAGCGCAGGGCAGGGAAGACCAUGGUGGCACGCCUGCCACCUGCACUGGGGAGGUGGGCAGCACGGGGGGCAGCAGGGAUGGCAGUGCUGCUGGCAGGGAGGGGCGAUGCAGGGAGGGCGAGGCGCGGCAGGUGUCGUUGCUGUGGCAGGUGCAGCAGAGGGGCGUGCGCUGUGCUGCCAGCCGCUUCAUGCCUCCCCUGUGGCCACCGCGCCCCCAAGCAUUCUACCUCACGCACGUGGAUGCCAGCACGGCAGUCGUCACCACCACCAGCACCGACAUCCCCCCUCUGCUGCUCCGCCGCCCGCUGCUCCUGCUCACUACCACCCACUUCCUCGCCGUUGACCAAUCAGGGCUCGGCAUGGCUGCAUGCCUCCCACUGUGCGGGCUAGAAGUGAGUGUGGAGAGAGGGGAGGAAAUGGAGAGGGGAGGGGAGGAACUGGAAAGGGGAGGGGGGAAAGGGGAGGUGGAGGAGGGAGGGAGUGUAGAGGGGGCCGAGGUGGAAUUGUCGCUGACAUGCUUCUGUGGUGGGGGUGGUCGGCUGUGCGGCAGUGUGAGUGAGUGGUGGCACACGCUGCCACACCACCCCACCCAGGGGAAGCCCACUGGCGCUCUGGAUGGUGGAAGCAGUGAGAGGCACGGGGGUGACAAGGGUAGUAGCAUGGCAGAGGGUGUGAUGGGUGGGAGAGGCGGAGGCGGGGAGGCAGACGCUGGGAGAACAGCGGAGGUGCAAGGGGGAGGGGAUCACUCGGACUCGACGAUAGGCCUGCAGGUGUACUGCCAGGUGGGAGAAGCAGCUCACAUCCAGCUCGUGCCUCUGCUGCUCAGACACGUGGCUCGCUGUGCUCCCCAUUGA
Messenger RNA from Closterium sp. Yama58-4, 16119 nucleotides. Lineage: Eukaryota; Viridiplantae; Streptophyta; Zygnematophyceae; Desmidiales; Closteriaceae. The record is from the annotation of a GenBank genome assembly.